UGUGUGUGUGUGUGUGUGUGUGUGUGUGUGUGUGUGUGUGAGCUCGGUGAUACACUGACAGCUGAACGAUACGAUGUAACAGGGACCUCUCCGAGAGCAGUCCGCGUGGAUUAUGUGUUGAUUUGAUGAGGACGCUCGCGAUGUCUCUACACGAGUGUUUCGCACGGGAGUGAUCGUCUCGCGGAUCGCAGAGCCCGUGUUUCAUCCCGUCGUCCGCGGCUGUUACGCCCAUCAUCUGCGGCGGGGCUCCGUCGAUCAGUAACCGCUUGUUGAUCCGCACACAGCGGGACUCAUGGGGAACAGCACAUCAUGCUGCGUGUCGUCCAGCCCGAAGCUCCGGCGGAACGCGCACUCGAGGCUGGAGCCGUACCGGCCCGAACCGGAGCUGAGCCGAGAGGACACGGGCUGCAACCUGCAGCACAUCAGCGACAGAGAGAACAUAGACGAGCUCAACAUGGAGUACAAUCCUGCGGACCACCCGCGUGCCAGCACCAUAUUUCUCAGCAAGUCUCAAACAGAAGUCCGGGAAAAACGAAAAAGUCUGUACGUCAACCAUUUAACACACAUUGCGGAGUCAAAGCAACAUCCGUCUGGUCCAAUGAGACGCAAGUACAGCUCCUGUUCGACAAUCUUCCUGGACGACAGCACCGUCAGCCAACCCAACCUCAAAUACACCAUUAAAUGUGUUGCCCUCGCAAUAUACUACCACAUAAGGAACAGAAAUGCGGACGGGCGGAUGCUGUUAGACAUUUUUGAUGAAAAACUUCAUCCACUUUCAAAAUUGGAGAUGCCGUCAGACUAUGACAAGCACGACCCAGAACAGAAACAGAUCUACAAAUUCGUCCGUACACUCUUCAGUGCCGCCCAGCUCACGGCUGAGUGUGCCAUAGUUACUCUGGUGUAUCUGGAGAGAUUAUUAACAUAUGCAGAGAUUGACAUCUGUCCUGCUAACUGGAAGAGGAUUGUUUUGGGUGCCAUCCUGUUGGCGUCAAAAGUGUGGGAUGAUCAGGCCGUAUGGAAUGUUGACUACUGCCAGAUCCUCAAAGACAUCACCGUGGAAGACAUGAAUGAGUUGGAGCGACAGUUUCUGGAGCUGCUGCAGUUCAAUAUUAAUGUUCCAUCAAGCGUGUAUGCCAAGUACUAUUUUGACUUGCGUUCACUUUCUGAGGCGAACAACCUCAGCUUUCCCCUGGAGCCUCUCAGCAGAGACAAGGCCCAGAAGCUCGAGGCGAUCUCCAGGCUUUGUGACGACAAAUAUAAAGACUUGAGAAAAGCAGCCAAGAAGCGCUCAGUGAGCGCAGAUAACCUGAAAGUGGUCAGAUGGUCGCCGGCCAUCAUAUCCUAAUAAUGGUGGACAUUGGGGACUUUCACGAGAGACUGAGAGAAAGAGACUGUCAGAAGAAGCGUUCUCUGAGAGGACAUAUGUGCUUAGUACCUCCACGAGACUCUUGAGCCAGAGCGUGUCAGAAGAGAGUUCUUGCUGGUCGUACUGCUGCUGUAUAUACAAGACACCCACUCAAAGAUCACUUUCCAACCUGUGGCUUAGAGGAAGGAGAGGAGGACACUGCUACUGCAGUUCAGAAAAACUGGAGGAUGCGAAUGAAAGGAUAUAAACGAGGGAGAAAGACACCCAAUGACUGGAACAGCAUUCCAACAGCUCUGUGUUUUACAUGUUUGCCAUUCUAGGUGAGGAAGUAUUCGUACUGUGUUUAUUGAUCUUGUAUGGUUAGAAAAAAUUCCACCUGGACGCUCAAGGAUGUGUUGUAUCAAGAUCAAGAGCCAAAAUCAACUAUAUUCCCUAGAUAUUCCUCCAUUCCUUAAAGUAUUUCUCUCCAAAUGGCUGUGAGCUGAUUAAACUAUAAAAUUACCACUGUUCUUACAAACUGUUAUUUAAUAGUUUAGCUCAUUAAGAUUUAUUUUAAAUUAAAAGAAAUUCUUAAUGACGGUUUAUUGAUCUAAAAUUAGUCUAACAAUGCAAAUGAAUGGGAAAAUAUACAAUUUGGACCUCUCGGUUUAGUCGGAUUAUUUUAUUGUGUCGUUUUUUUUGUUUUGUUUUUAAUACUCGAUGAAGGCAGUUUGCACCAUUUAGUCUUAUUAUCUAAGAGUAAUGGAAGUUGACUUUGUAUUUCCAAAAGGAAUGUGGUGUGGAGGGUUUCCAUAUGAAGUCCCUGGGACUUUCCCUUUGAAACACAAUAUUCGAUAAGCCUUGAAAGAGUUAGUUUCAACUGAAAAUGUACAAUGCCGAAAUGGACUGAAAUUGGAAGUUUUAAUACUGAAAUCAGAGGGUUUUCUUCUGCAGAGCCAACAGUGACAUUCCAUCAUCAAGGACUAUGAAUGUGUAUAACCUUCAUAUUCUUGUCGCCAUUUUUUUUUUUAUAACCUCAACAAAUGCCAGAUAUACACAUGCUGUGUCACUCAUUUCCAAUUCUCAAAGCAAUACACUGUGCUCUAUUCCAUACAAUACCUGCUGGGAAAAUUGAAGUGAAUAUUUGAAAGGCUCCUAUAGCGAACAUUCAGAUGACAUUGAGUCCAAUUUUUUUUGUUGCAAUUGGUGUCUUGAAGUCAAAACACAGAGGUGAGGCUCUUAGUGCCACUGUGAUACAGUGUUUUGCAUUGUUUUAUUUCUCAAUUACAAUGCAUCAAACCAGAGACUGAAUUGAAUUGGUGAGGAAGAGGAAUUCCUGCUGUAUCCACUGCCAUCACCUGCGGUGCCUGCAUUUAGCGGGAAAAUGGCCUUAGAUGUAGAAGAGUGAUGGGCGAACUGGGCCCUUCCAGGCCACGUUCCUGCAGAGAUUUGAUCCAACCCUGAUACGACUCACCUGCCUGUAGCCUUCUAGUAGUCCUGAAG
Messenger RNA from Sinocyclocheilus grahami, 2848 nucleotides. Its product is annotated as cyclin-Y-like. The transcript is spliced from 12 exons. The coding region runs from base 293 to 1345 and encodes 350 amino acids. Lineage: Eukaryota; Metazoa; Chordata; Actinopteri; Cypriniformes; Cyprinidae. Gene Ontology annotation, biological process: regulation of cyclin-dependent protein serine/threonine kinase activity. The record is from RefSeq and is a predicted model, not a curated record. Gene Ontology annotation, molecular function: protein kinase binding.